Planococcus citri (citrus mealybug) is the source of this 3396-nucleotide messenger RNA. It is a transcript of the gene Scgdelta, whose product is annotated as sarcoglycan delta. NCBI's taxonomy places the organism in Eukaryota, Metazoa, Arthropoda, Insecta, Hemiptera, Pseudococcidae. The record is from RefSeq and is a predicted model, not a curated record. Gene Ontology annotation, biological process: heart contraction. The coding region runs from base 454 to 1449 and encodes 331 amino acids. The transcript is spliced from 9 exons. Gene Ontology annotation, cellular component: sarcoglycan complex; membrane.
GUACGUUCUACGGCUUCGUAGCAUCUACACGAGUGAGAAGCAUUAUAGUCGGUCGUUUAUCAGGUUUGCCGGCAAACGCACGUAUCGUAAAAUUUUACGUAUUUCAACAACUUGCUGCUCGCCUCAAGAUUCGUUUCCAUCAACCGUAUUCAACAUCAUCAACACCUAUCACAUAAUCUCACUCGUCGUAGGAGUAAAUUCUCAGCUCGUGCACGCAGCAUAGGCAUCUACGAGUACAUAAUAUACACCUUGCACACCACGUGAUAAUCGCCCAAAGAAAAUCCAUUAAAGACGGCCUCUCGACCAAAUCCUAGCUGUUCUCAGUUUCACGUAUAUUAUGAUACGACGGAAGAACAAUACUCGUUAUCAGAGUAUCGCGGUCUUAAGACUAAACCCUUCGAGCGAGCUUCCGUUCUACGUACUCCUUGCUCACAGCUUAUCAACCAAGAACAAAUGACUUCUCGCAAAAAAUGGAUAACGCAUAUCAAAGAAACUGGAAAUACGCAAACAUACUCACAUCAAACAGAAGAAUGGAUCAAAAUGCUGCCAUCAAGUUCUCGAGGCGAAAACGCCGGGCCUUCAAGUUUAGAAGAAGAAAUAUCUUCGUCGAAGCCUCGAGCGCGAGAUCCGACUAGGACUCAGAUAGGCAUUUACGGUUGGCGUAAAAAAUGCCUUUUUGCAUUUAUGCUUGCUCUAGGCUUGAUCGUAGUUUUUAAUAUUUGUUUAACGAUGUGGUUCAUGGAAGUGUUGCAGUUUAGUUCGGAUGGUAUAGGUAUGUUGAAAAUAAUAGAAGGUGGAGUUAUGCUGAAAGGUAAAGCGUACUUUAUGAAUUCGCUGGUCGCCUCCAGUAUUAAUUCGAAGAGAGGAAAAUCGCUCAGAUUCGUGUCCGCGCAUAAUAUUUCCGUCAGCGUGAGAAAUUCGGGCGGAAGAGAAGUUUCUAACUUUAUUUUAAAAAACGACACAGCCACAUUCAGUGCAUCAUCGUUCAACAUCACUGGAUCCCGAGGAGAGGUGUUAUUUUCAGCCAGCAAAGACGAGGUGGUAUUUGGCACAAAUGAAGUAAAAUUCACCGGCUCAUCAGGUGCAGUUUUCGAAGGCAGCGUACAAACGCCCACGAUCAAGGGUCAUUACAAACGUGAAUUAAGCCUCGAAUCAGUAACUCGAAUGGUUGACAUUUUCGGCCCAGAAGGAGUAAUACUCGAAUCUCGAGCUGGAGACAUUCAUGUGAUUUGCCUACGAGACUUGAAACUUCAGUCGGUUGCUGGAGCGAUAAAACUAGAGAGCUCCAAAGUAUACCUACCGGGUUUACAAGCUGCCAAAACGACCUCGGUCAAAAGCUCCAUUCCAAAUAACGUGACCGUUUACCAAGUAUGCGUCUGCGAAAACGGCAAACUGUUUUUAUCGCCGGCCGACGGGGAAUGUAUUCCAGACUUCGAUAUAUGUCGUUGAGUGAUCUAUACCUACCUUUCUACCUCACAUCAUUCAUCUUUUCAAAAACUACUUAUGUGAAAAUAAAAAAAAAAGAGUCGAGUUCUUACAGCGAGCUCUCUACAUAUUGCGUAAAAUACUCGUACUUUCGUCGUAUCUGUUUCUAUCCUAUAUGUAAUUUCUUCCCUUAACGAGAAGAGAGGGGAAAAAAUAAAAAGGUGUUUGGUAGACUCGAUGAAAAACUUGUUAAAACUUUGCUGUUGACGUCGUUUUGCAUCGCACAUCUAUUUGUCUACAAAAGUCAGGAAAUUGUUACAUACGUGUUCGUUUUCUAUAUGGCACACAAUAUCUAUCUAAGUACCCCCUGUAACUUCUACAUACCUACCUAUAGUUUUUUUUUUCUCUGGAAAAUAUACCUUUCAGAUUCUUUCUAAAGUAAAAAGAGACACUAUUAGAGCUGGCAACCUGCCCCUCGUUCCUUUUCAAAAAGAAACAGAGAGGAAACGGAAUGAAGAAUUUUUCCUUAUAUAAAGUUAUUCUUUACUUAUAAUUCGACGUGUUUGGGAAGAAAUAUCAAGUUGCAGGCGCGUCAGAUGUGUUUUAAUGUUACUCGUACCUGCCGCCCUUAGAGUACUUUUACGUCUUUCUAGUAUCUUUUUUAGCCUUUAAUUACGCCCAUAAAUACGAUAUUUCUGUACGCCGAAGCGAGUAUUGAAUUGAGAGAUCUAACUCCACUCUCUGUCUCUUUCACUCUACACUUCAACAUGAGCAAAAAAAAAAAAGUCUACUCGGAUGUAUAAUUUUUAACACCUAACAAAACAGUAUCUAAUCUCGGUUUGCCUCCAUUUCUGAAACGAUUUUGAUACGUACGUUUAGGUAAGUAAUCGUAUUAAAUAUGUUCAGAUAAAACAAACAACCGCGUACAUUUGCAUUUUAUCUGCAUAAAUGAAGUCAUACGCUGCUAUGGAGCGAGUGGUUUUCUUCGUCUUCGCUUCUGUUACUUUUCUGCAUUUUACGCGCGAAAGCACCGCCGAUGUGCGAUAUUUCAAUUUUUAUUUCGUCCCAGCUCCGACAAGAAACUGUUUUACGCCACCAUAGAUACCAAGGUAUAAUAUUACUGAUGUAACAACAAAUCUAGACGCGCGGAGAAAUUUUAUAAUCCGAUUUGAAAUUUUAACUCGUCAUUUAGGGUCUUUAAAAACAACAACAACAACCGUAAUGUGUAUAGAAGUAGCAUGAACGAAAUAGGGUAUUUAUUUCAACGCUGCUUUUUAGUCUCAUGCGAGUAAAAUAAUUAAUAGAAAUAAGAAAAUAGGAUAGUUGGGUUAGAAGGGGUGCAAGCAAAUUUGAAAUCUAAAAGGAUCUAAUAUUUACCUAUUUUUGUCAAAAAAAUUUCAUUUCUCAUAUUUUUUUUCAUCAUUAAAAAUUAUAAUGGAGCAGUGCUAUUUGCUUCCAUAAAACUUGAGAAAAUUCGCAAAAAAAUUUUGAGAAGAGGAGUUUUCCCAAAUCUUAUUUAACUUCAAAAUUGAUUUACAAAAAAAAUUGGUUCCAUUUUUCUAAACAUAAUUCCAAGUGAAGUAGCAAGAUCACUCACCAAAUUUUUAUUUCUGUAGUUAAUCAUCCAAUUCAGAUAUUUUUUGAAAGAAAUUACUCGUUCAUAUAUCACGAUACACAACCUGUAACAAAUCACAAGCCAUUAGUAAUAAAAAAUUAUAUCCUCAAUUGAAAGCAAGUAAAAAUGAAUUCUGAAGUAAAUAUUCAAGAGAACCUGGGAACAUUUCAAUUUUUUUUUCAACUCGAAAUUUGAACGAAACACAUUUUUGUCUAAAAUUUAUGGUAAUAUUCAACAUCUUCUCAAUUCUCUGAAACUUCUGAUUCAAGUUAUUCACGAUAUAUGCUUUAGUUAGGUAUAUUUGAAAAGUAGACAAAUGUACCAUUUUUCAAAUAAAAUUUUAUCAUUGCUCGAAA